GCGGUGCGGCCUGGGAGAGUCGGAAGCGCGGCGAGGCGGCAGCGGCGGGCCCAUGCAGGACGCGGAGAACGUGGCGGCGCCCGAGGCGGCCGAGGAGCGGGCAGAGCCCGAACAGCAGCAGCCGGCCGCCGAGCCGCCGGGGGAGGAGCCGCUGCGGCCCGCGGGGCCCGGCGCGCAGGAGGCGGCGGGCGGCGAGGACGAGGAAUCGGAGGCCGGGCCGGGGCCUGAAGUGUCCACCGAGCCCGCGGCCAACGGAGAGCAGGCAGCCGGCGCGACCCCCGGCCCGUCCCCGCCCCCGCCCGAGGAGCUCCCCGCCCCGGCCGCGGACGAGUCCCAGGGGGAGCAGGCCCGGGACGCGGCGGCCGAAGCCCAGUCCGACGGGGCGGGCGGAGAGCAGGGCGGCGCGGCGCAGAACGGGGACGCGGACGAGCCCUCCUUCAGCGACCCCGAGGACUUCGUGGACGACGUGAGCGAGGAAGAAUUACUUGGAGACGCGCUCAAAGACCGGCCCCAGGAGGCGGAUGGGAUCGAUUCAGUGAUCGUCGUUGACAACGUUCCUCAGGUGGGGCCAGACCGGCUGGAGAAGCUCAAAAAUGUCAUCCAUAAGAUCUUUUCCAAGUUCGGGAAAAUCACCAAUGAUUUCUAUCCAGAGGAGGAUGGAAAGACAAAAGGGUACAUCUUCCUGGAGUACGCCUCUCCCGCCCACGCCUUGGAUGCGGUGAAAAACGCCGACGGCUACAAGCUCGACAAGCAGCACACGUUCAGGGUCAACCUCUUCACUGAUUUUGACAAGUACAUGACAAUCAGCGAUGAAUGGGACAUUCCAGAGAAACAGCCUUUCAAAGACCUGGGAAACCUGCGCUACUGGCUGGAGGAGGCGGAGUGCAGAGACCAGUACAGCGUGAUCUUCGAGAGCGGCGACCGCACGUCCAUCUUCUGGAACGAUGUCAAGGACCCCGUCUCCAUCGAGGAGAGGGCUCGGUGGACAGAGACGUACGUGCGCUGGUCUCCUAAGGGCACCUACCUGGCGACCUUCCACCAGCGCGGCAUUGCUCUCUGGGGCGGCGAGAAGUUCAAGCAGAUUCAGAGGUUCAGCCACCAGGGCGUGCAGCUCAUCGACUUCUCGCCCUGUGAAAGGUAUCUGGUGACCUUCAGCCCCCUGAUGGACACGCAGGACGACCCUCAGGCCAUCGUCAUCUGGGACAUCCUUACCGGGCAGAAGAAGAGAGGCUUCCACUGCGAGAGCUCAGCCCACUGGCCGAUCUUCAAGUGGAGCCACGACGGGAAGUUCUUUGCCAGGAUGACACUCGACACCCUCAGCAUCUAUGAAACGCCUUCCAUGGGCCUCUUGGACAAGAAGAGCUUGAAGAUCUCAGGCAUAAAAGACUUUUCCUGGUCUCCCGGGGGAAACAUAAUAGCCUUUUGGGUGCCCGAGGACAAAGACAUCCCGGCGAGGGUCACGCUGAUGCAGCUCCCCAGCAGGCAGGAGAUCCGAGUCCGGAACCUGUUCAACGUCGUGGACUGCAAGCUGCACUGGCAGAAGAACGGGGACUACCUGUGUGUGAAAGUGGACAGGACGCCCAAAGGCACCCAGGGUGUUGUCACAAAUUUUGAAAUUUUCCGAAUGAGGGAAAAGCAGGUACCUGUCGACGUGGUGGAAAUGAAAGAGACCAUCAUCGCCUUCGCCUGGGAGCCAAACGGGAGCAAGUUUGCGGUGCUGCACGGCGAGGCCCCACGCAUUUCCGUGUCCUUCUACCACGUGAAGAGCAACGGGAAGAUCGAGCUCAUCAAAAUGUUUGACAAGCAGCAGGCGAACACCAUCUUCUGGAGCCCGCAGGGGCAGUUCGUGGUGCUGGCCGGCCUCAGGAGCAUGAACGGCGCCCUGGCCUUCGUGGACGCCUCGGACUGCACCGUCAUGAACAUCGCCGAGCACUACAUGGCCUCUGACGUGGAGUGGGACCCCACCGGGCGCUACGUCGUCACCUCUGUGUCCUGGUGGAGCCAUAAGGUAGACAACGCCUACUGGCUGUGGACCUUCCAGGGGCGCCUCCUGCAGAAGAACAGCAAGGACCGCUUCUGCCAGCUGCUGUGGCGGCCCCGGCCCCCGACGCUCCUGGGCCAGGACCAGAUGAAGCAAAUUAGAAAAGACCUGAAGAAAUAUUCCAAGAUCUUUGAACAGAAGGAUCGUUUGAGUCAGUCCAAAGCCUCAAAGGAAUUGGUGGAGAGAAGGCGGACCAUGAUGGAGGACUUCCGGAAGUACCGGCUGACGGCCCAGGAGCGGUACAUGCAGCAGAAGAACGAGCGCCUGGAGCUGCGUGGAGGUGUGGACACGGAUGAGCUGGACAGCAACGUGGAGGACUGGGAGGAGGAGACCAUCGAGUUUUUUGUCACUGAAGAGAUCAUCCCCCUCGGGAGCCAGGAGUGACCGAGAGCACUGUGCGUCACCGUGUGGCGGAGCUGGGUCGGCCCUGCGGACGGCCUGCGCCGCGCCUGCGCCGCCCUGCCCGGCGCUGCCCGCCCCCGGGAGGCCCCGUCUCCAGUCGUGCCUUCACCCCGGCCCCCCGGGGGCGGUGUCGCGGCGCUGCUUCCAGUCUCGCGUUUGGUGUCCGAGCCACGCCACCAGCGUUCGCUGCUGAGACCUGGCCUGGUGCCGUGGCAGGGCCGCCUCCUGCUGCCGCACUGCCGAGUGACUGUCCACCGCCUGGCCUCCUUGUGGGGGCUCCUCUGAUCUGCGGGCGUCGGUGCCAGCUGGGGAGCAGCAUGUCAGCUGCGCGGUCCCCGCCUGCAGGCUCUGCAGGCGUUCAGUGGCCAAACGUGGAAAUAAAAGCAGAC
Molecule: messenger RNA, 2832 nt
Organism: Pteronotus mesoamericanus
Lineage: Eukaryota; Metazoa; Chordata; Mammalia; Chiroptera; Mormoopidae
Gene: EIF3B
Product: eukaryotic translation initiation factor 3 subunit B
Exons: 19
Coding region: 53-2425 (790 amino acids)
Biological process (GO): translational initiation
Cellular component (GO): eukaryotic translation initiation factor 3 complex
Molecular function (GO): RNA binding; translation initiation factor activity; translation initiation factor binding
Source: RefSeq, a predicted model, not a curated record